Helicoverpa zea (corn earworm) is the source of this 3993-nucleotide messenger RNA. RefSeq names its product coiled-coil domain-containing protein 102A. The record is from RefSeq and is a predicted model, not a curated record. The coding region runs from base 244 to 1377 and encodes 377 amino acids. NCBI's taxonomy places the organism in Eukaryota, Metazoa, Arthropoda, Insecta, Lepidoptera, Noctuidae. The transcript has 2 exons.
AAAGUAAAUGAAUGAACAAAGUGUAUAAAGCCUAUUUUGGAGAAUAAAUUAAUAACGAGUACUAUUUUUGUCUAAAUGUUAAUUUGACAUGUUAAAUAAUAUUUUAAUACAAUUGCCUGCUUGAGAUAAAUAAAUGAGAAAGUUAGUUUUGGUCGGCAUAUAAACAAAAAUAGGCAGUGUUUUGUUGACUUAGUCACAGGUAUCCUAUGGCAGUAUUGGCAAACUCAUCAGUAUAAAUGAAAAAUGGCCCAAAGCUCGCACGGAGGCAGCCACAGGCGGAGCAGAGACCACGAUGGAGGUGGUAUGCGAUACACCAACACCGACUGGGAGGCCAAGGAGGCUCUCUACCAGAGGGAACUCGACGAAGCGAGGGCUAGGGCCACGCAGAUGGAGAAAACCAUGAGAUGGUGGUCGGACUGUACGGCAAAUUGGCGCGAAAAGUGGAGCAAAGUCCGCAACGAACGGAACAAGGCGCGCGAGGAAGCAAAACAGCUAAAAAACAAAGUUGACACACUUUCCAAAGAGCUGGCCACUUCCAAAACUGAGAAGACAGACCUAGAGCAACAGUUAAACGAAUUGAAAAGAGACAACGAAAAGCUUUUAAGUAUAGGAGAGAGCAGGAUACUGGGCGGCGAUCUUACUACCGAAGACGGGGUAGAACUGAGGCGGAAAAAUGUAGGAUACCUAUCGCCUAGUGAACCGUCAGCCCGACAAAGAGCCUCCUUAGACUCGCACAAAUUCUCUAACGUAGACAAUGUCCUCGCAAAUAAAUUGAGCGAGCUCAGGCUGCGUUUGGACGAAACGUGCAAGAAUCUCCAAAGUGAAAAGGAUGAGAAAGCAUUCCUUCUAUCUAAAAUAGAAACUUUGACUGCAGAGUUGCAUAACACGAAGUCAGAAAUAACUCACAGUGACCGGACCUUAGGGUCCACAGAUUCGAGUCAUAGCGAGGUAGAAAGACUUCAGAAUGAGCUGCAGGACGAAAUAGCAGCUAAACAGGUCUUAGAAGAAAAGACGGCUGAACUGAAAAUGGAGAUUGAAAGGUUGAAAUCAGAAAACACGAUACAGUGGAGCAAGCGGGAGUUGCUAGAAACUGAGAAUAUAGCGAUACUCAGAGAGAAUAAGAAAUUGUACAGCCAAGUGUGCGAGUUGAGAGAACAGAUACACAAACUCAACCGAAUAUCGGACGGGAGCGCUUAUUUCAGCGACCACAAUAGACUAGAGUCAAAUAUACUGUACGUCAGAAAGACUAGCGCAAGUCCAAGAUCCCACGAGUCCAGUAACGGGUCAUCAGAAGCCAAUCUGCAUUUCGACGCCAAAACUAAUACUUCCGGAGAAGACGACGAAUUAGCGAUAGUAGAAAGAAGUGAUAACUGUUAAAAUACCUUUUCUCGGCUUUUCACGUGAUCUUUAAGCUCUGAAAUUACAAAAUUGCAGUUAGCAAGAAUCGCAAGUAGAACUAUCAAAGUUCUGUCAAAUUUGAAUUAGGAUCGCUGUCUGUGGUAUACGUAAUUUAUUCUUCUUUGAACUUAGGUCGGAGUUGUUGAAAGAGGUUGUAUUUAAAAACUGUUAUUUAUGGUUCUGUGAAAAUCCUGAUUCUGCAAUAUGUACUAAAUAUUCUUAGCGCUUAAGGUACAAAUGGCUAUUUAAAAUGAUACAGGGAAAAUGGUCAACUAGAAGAAAAGCCAUAUUAUCGGUUUUGCCAAACUAGGCUCACCAAUGUAAGCUAGAUGAAACAUUAUUAUGACUUUCGAAUAAAUAUAGCGUUGCAGGCUCUAUUGUAACAACUUAGAAAAAAAAAUAGAUCUGGUAAAUUAUUUCAUAGUAGAGACUAAAAAACAGUAUCUGCUAGAGAGCCAAAUAUUGUCACAAAAUAUUGCAUUAAAGAGCAUUUAAAGAAUAUUAAAUCAUUCCAUUGCGUUCCAAAGCGAUCAUAAAUAUUAUCUGAAUGAGCAAUCAUCAUAAUUAUAAUAAAAACAUUUACCGCCUUUACACUUGUAAGUUUUUCUUAUGUAAAAAGCUUCCGUACCUAAUUAAAUUAUGAUAAAUUCCUAAAACUCAAAAAUGUUUGUUCAAAUUAGGCUGAUAAAUCAGCAAUUUUCGAACGUCAAAAACAAAAGACAGCCCUCAAAACGCCCGCCCUUCACCACUUCCUAUGUGUUUUUGCUGGGAUGAAGUGGCGCAAGAAACUCCACAGCAACACAUGUCUGUCUAUAUUUAAACCUCCUUAAGUCGCUUACAGUAUUAUUUUAGUACUUCUCACGACUUACGGAGGUUACUUACGUAUUUUUUCGGAAGCAACUUACAGGUGUAAAAGACGGUGUUACAGAUAUACCAACGCUUUUACAUGAAUUUUAGCGAAAAACAAAAUUAGAUGAUGCUGGGUAAAGGUUACAGUAUACUGCAUACUAGUACAUGUGUAAUACAUUUUUUUUACAAAUAUUCAUUGCAAAGACGUUACAUUCCUGCAGACAUAUAAUUUUAGUGAAGAAAUAUAACUAUCUAUAGUUAUUACUUGACUAUAUAAUUGAGAGGAAACGAUUUGAAAUAAAAAAUCGGUUAAAAAACUUUUAAGUUAAAUUAUCUUAUGUGCACUAAAAACUAGAAAAUAAAAAAAUUGUUAUACCUAUCAACCUACGUAGGUGGUCCCGGUCAUAUUAGACUAAAAUAUAAAAUAUUUCACUGUUGGCAAGCUACACUCCUCCCGAGUGGCAUAGGCUAUAUUCUAUCCCGGUACGUGCAGAAGUUCCCACGGGACUCGAGUGAAACCGCGGGAAAUCGGCUAAAAACGUAAUGUCGGAAAAAAUAUAUUAAAAAUAACUGUAACCUUUGCCCUAAAGAAAUAGAAAUGUGAAGACUAGAAUCAUAUAGGUGUUACUUAAUACUCUAGUGUUUGUUGAUCAUUGUGAUAGUCUAGUUUUACAAUAUAGGACGACUUUCAAAAUAUUAACAGAGGCCUAGCAUAAAACUUUCCACCUUAUUAUAAAACGUGGUUUUAAAAAAGUACCAGCUUUAGCACUAGGUUUAAACCAUCGUCCCGAACAAAGUCAAUAGUUUACCUAACACCUAGACUAAAGACUUCUAAAAUCCACGUUUUAUAAUAGAUAAGGUGGAUGAAAUCUUAACUGAUUAUUUCCGUAAAAAAUAAAUACCUUAAACAAUCUGGCAGCGUAAUUGACGUUAGAAAUUAAAACUAAACUAACUAAGAACCAAAAUAUUCUGUUUAAAUAUGAAAAGGUAGAUAGGCCCAAAAUAUCUACAUGUUCUGCCCGUUAAACUUUAUAUACAACAUAUGAUCAAGCAUAGGUACAUCACAGCGAUAGGAAUUUCGGGAUUUUUCGAUUGCAUACUAUUAGAGAUUUCAUGACCUUCAUUUGAAAUAUAGCUAUUGGAGGGUAGAAUAAAGUGCUUCUGAUUUACUAUUUCUAACAUGUACAACAAUUAGAAAACUGGUUGACAACUUUAAGAUUCAAUAUUUUACUACUUCAUAUUCCAUCGGCAUUUCAAGAGAUGUACGGAAUAAGACAUGCUCAUAUUCAACUCUCCAAUAGCUACUAUUCACGUUAUAAUAACGAUAUUUACUAGAACAGCUAAACUAAUUUUAACAAUGCUUAAUUUUAAGGCCUAAUCUGCGUAUUUUGUAUACUUUUCUAAGUUAUUUAUUUGCUUUACUUGCCUUGCGGCAUAAUAUUUACAUGUUGACUUUCAAAAUGUGAUUUUCAUGUCAAGAUAUAGUUGUGUGCAUAUUUGGACGAAGUUAUCAAUCUUGGAAAAUGUGAAAAUUUUCGCCCAAAAAUAAAAUUUUCAUUCCCCUUACACAUUUUUACUAUUUAUUUUAUUCAAAUCAUCAUCCAAGUUUAUUAAAACCUUUAAUUUGCAUUGGCCUAAGAAAUGAAGUUCAAACAAAGUGUCCUACAAUACGAUAUUAAAAUUGUAUAGUAAAAUAUUAUAAUGUACCUACCUAAUUAUUAGAUAUCAAUAAAGAAAUGUCGUGUA